CCGCACAGAGGCCGACAGAGCUACACUGUGUGUGUGUGUGUGGGUACAACUCGUUUUAUAUGACUACAACCUUUAACUAAAACUGAGGGAUUAUUGCUUUAAAAAGUAAGUCGGGUGGCACAGACAUCUGAAGACAUGGACUCCAAACGCCAGAGUGUGGUGAUAGAACGGCUUGUAAAUGAGCUAGGCUCUCUGCUGAAGAUGCUGGACCACGAGACGGUCAGUCCUGCCACCGCUGACAAAAUGGCAUCCAUACGCAACAUCCUGGACUCACUGCAGCUGUCAGUGAACAGAUCUGAGGUCUACAUGAACAGCUGUCUCUAUGGCAAUGGCACGAGCUUUGUAGAGUCUCUGUUUGAGGAUUUUGGCUGUGAUUUGCACAUGCUCAGUGCAUCUCCAGUGGAGCAGAAAGAGCACAAAGAUGAAGAGGCGAAGACUCAUCCCAAUAAAUCUACCCCAACUGACACGCCCCCUCCUCUGCCAACUACCCCCCUUCCUGAUGACUACUAUGAAGAGGCCGUUCCGCUAGAUCCUGGAUCUACCCCUCAAUACUUUACCACCACUUCCAGGAACUCUGUGGAGGAUGCCUAUUAUGAAGAUGCUGACAACAACUACCCCACCACCAGGAUUAAUGGACCUCCCAAAAGCUCUUACAAUGACUCAGAUGCUCUGAGCAGCUCCUAUGAGUCUUAUGAAGAAGAGGAAGAGGAGCCAAAGGGGCGGGACCCACCUCAGAGAUGGACAAAUGAGGAGAGCCCCGAUGGACCAGUUAGAGACUGCCGCAUCUGCGCCUUCCUGCUGCGAAAGAAACGCUUUGGCCAGUGGGCUAAGCAGCUUGUUGUUGUCCGAGACAAUAAAUUGCAGUGCUUUAAAAGCAUCAAAGAGAGCUCUCCCAACACAGAGCUCCCACUGAAUCUUUGCAACGUCAUCUACGUCCCCAAGGAAGGACGGAAAAAGCGACAUGAGUUGCGCUUCUCGUUGCCUGGUGGCGAAGCUCUAGUGUUAGCAGUUCAGAGUAAAGAACAGGCCCAGCGAUGGCUCAAGGUGGUCCAUGAUGUUGGCAGCCAGUGCAGCAACACUGAAGGACUGGAUGGAUCAACUUCUCCAAUUAUACAGAGGAAGCUGGAGCUCGACAAGGUGCUGCAGUCUGACAGACAGGCAUCAGACUCAGACAGUGGGCCAACAGCAGACAAUCAGGCCACUGCACACGGAUCAGGACGGGACACUACUGACUCACUCAACAGGGGGAAGCGCGGAGCCUUUUCAGAGCUGACCGGGUCGAUGAGCCGAGCAGCUGGGAAGAAAAUCAAUCGGAUCAUCACCUUUUCCAAACGGAAACCUCCUUUACCAGGAGAGCCUCCUUUGUCUUCCGGCCAGAAUGACAACCCCCGCUCUGGCUAUCUGAGCGUGUGUCUGAGCGGCGCUUGGAGGGAGCGUUGGUGCGUGCUGCGGGGUGGAAGUUUGUACCUGCAGAAGGACCCUGGGGAUCAGCGACCCCCAGUCAUUGUGGUGCCACUCAAGGGGGCAGAGGUGGUGCCAGGCGGGCUCGGACCUAAGCAUCCCUUUUCCUUCCGCAUCCUACAGGGAGGCAAUGAAUUGGCAGCUCUAGAGGCCAGCUGCUCUGAGGAUCUUGGCCGCUGGCUGGGAGUUUUGUUUGCAGAGACCGGCAGCAGCACUCUCCCUGAGGAGCUGCACUAUGAUUACAUCGAUGUGGACACACUUACUGAUAUACGACAUGCAGCCAGACACUCCUUCUUGUGGGCUACUACAACUGCUAACUCCUCCAGUAGUGCUUCAAUAGACUCCAGAACUUAUGAUGAGGUCUAUGAAAGUGUUGCGGAAGCAGAUGUGGAGAGCAGAGCAGGCCAGGUGAGACGUCACGCUUCUUUCUCCAGCAGGGACUCUGAAAAAACUGAACAGCAGGCCACCAUUAAGAGACAUGCCUCCAAUGUAAAUCAGUAUGGGCGGUAUGGGAAGACACGUGCAGAGGAGGAUGCCAGGCGGUACCUGAGACAGAAAGAGGAGCUGGAGAAGCAAAAGGAGGACCUCAGAAAUGCGCUGAUUUCACUUCGCAAAGAGAAGAAGCAGCUGAAGGAGGAGGUGAAGAGUGGCACAGGUCAUAGUGUGGAAAAGCGGUUAGCUGAGCUGGAGACACUGUGUAAACAGAAGGAGGAGGAACGGGUGGAGUUGGAGCUAAGACUGACAGAAGUCAAGGAAAACCUUAAAAAGUCACUGGCUAGAGGUGCACUGGGUCCACCUACUGACACCAAGAUCAGCAUCAAGGCGCAGGGAACUAAGGUUGAAAAGGUUUACAUGGAGACUGUGCCUGUCAACGCGGCAUCUGAGCUUCGAAAACGGCCUCCGUCUAUGUACGCCUCCUCCAAGGGGAAUGUGAUGCAGAAGGCAAAGGAAUGGGAGUCAAAGAAGGGGACAUAGACUGAACAUAAACAGAUAGACGGAUGGACAGAAGCACGUUUGAAAGGAAAAUGCAAGAAGAGCAAGAUAACUGGCACUGAAGAGAGAAAGGACGGACUCUGAGGCAUUGUUCUCUCAUUUUAUCUAAAGGAAAAGUACUGAAAAGUGCUGCACCAGCCACUGUAAAUAUGACAUGCUCGACUGAUACACCAGUACCAUAUUAAUGUGGAUCACUAUGAACCUGAUGUAUACAUGUCUGUGUGAGUUUGCAUGCAUGUUUACAUUUGCACAGGGCUGCAGAAAGUGAAAAGAAAAAAAUGCAUAGCAAAGGGAGAGUGUAGUUCUUCAACACUGUGAGUUCAGAGUUACAGGCGAGACGUUUUAGCUACACCCACUGGUUUGUAAUAUUUUUAUACUUGAUACUUGGAAGUGAAAAAUGAAAAGCCCAGUUAAACUAAAAUCAUUUAGUAAUUUUCUUAAAUUAUCAUUAUUAGCGAGAGAAGUGCAGCAUCUCAUAUCUUGUUUGUGUAUUUGUACAUUUAAUAAAGAAUAUCAGGUAGACACUGUUCCUAAAAACAAUGAAUAAAUGUUUGUUGUUACAAUGUGAAACAUUUGGUUUUUACCAUUAUAUGACUAUUAUUUUUCCUAUUUGACUUUUGCACUUUAUCUUGUCGUAUUUUGUGAUCGUAUUUUGCAUAAACGUCUUGGCCCCUUUUUUUCAACAUAAAUGCCCGUGUCUGCUUUACCCGCCCUUCACUGAGAAAUGAACACACACAAAUGUUGGAGUAAAGAAUUUUAUAAAGAA
Molecule: messenger RNA, 3220 nt
Organism: Archocentrus centrarchus (flier cichlid)
Lineage: Eukaryota; Metazoa; Chordata; Actinopteri; Cichliformes; Cichlidae
Gene: afap1l1b
Product: actin filament associated protein 1-like 1b
Exons: 19
Coding region: 136-2436 (766 amino acids)
Cellular component (GO): cytosol
Molecular function (GO): SH3 domain binding
Source: RefSeq, a predicted model, not a curated record